UAACCUUGCCUGAAACCGGAGACCUAUGGUUUAGCUCAGCAGGCUAACACAUUCUUGUAAAAUUGGUGGCGUGACCCAGAUUUGGUCAGUGAUUCCUAUAAACUGGAGUCAUUGCGGAGAAGGUGAUAACCUUGCCUGAGACCUGAUAACAGGUAACCUAAUACCUAGGCUUUAGCUCCGGGGAUAACAGUAUAGUGGGAUGCAGAGUAGAAGACAUCUAAAAAGUCGAUUAGGCAGAAGUUGGAUUUUCAGUCCUAAACAAAUGAACAAUAAUGAUCUAUUCCAUUAUAUUUCAUUUCAUAUUAUACCGGUUGUUCUACAAGCGGAACCUUUCAUUUUUGGGGUUGUUGGCGGAAUGUCUUAUAUUGAGACAGGAUGUGGUGUAACCAAGUUAGACGUGGUGUCGUUUCCAUAGAAACGAUGACCGUUGCCAGGGAAGUGAGUGCUGUGUCAGUGUCAUGAUGAGACAUUUUUACAUUGUAGCAUCAGUUCACAACAAUACAUUUUAAAAGAUUAAACAUUGACGUUAAACAACCAACAAAACUGGUUAGUUAGCCACAUUAUAGCAAGCUGACUGGCUAGCAACGUUGUAACACUAGCAAAAAUGCGGCCACAAAGACAACAGACCAACAACAAUACAGCCAUUACAGGAAGGUGUCUUUCUCCCACGGUCAACAGCUAUAAACUGCACUUUACAGCAGUGAACUCUCAAAUACCAGAGAGAAAUGUUCAGAGACCACUGGACGUCCGAUGGUCUAAAGACUUUACAAAAGCGAUAAACAUGGACACCAUGAAAAUGAUUCCACCAAGACAAGACAGCAGGCCUAAUGCACACAGUGGCCGUGGCAGGCCCUGUGCCCCUGUACUGGCGUUUGUCAGUGAGUUUAUGGGCCCUGAGCGUCCCCUCCUACCCCCAGCUGCUGCUCUAUCCAGUGGGCUGACUGGUGACCUGGGCCCACAGCCACACAGAGUGAAGCCUAGGAGAGCAACCCACAGUGCAGGGGCCAUCUACUCCCACAGUACCUCACCCCUCACCCUGCCAACUGGACCAGGUGAUGCCAUAACAUUGAGUGAGAAUUCUCCCUCUGGUUUUCCAAUUGCCUUUCGUUCCCAUGAUGACUGUGCUUUGAGUCCUGAGCGAAUAGAUUUGGACAGGCGUGGUCUGGAGGAGUGUCCCCUGCUGGAGGGCAUGGGUAGGCUGCGGCUGCUUAACUUUCAGCACAACCUCAUCACGCACAUCCACAAUCUGUCUCAUCUGCGGCACCUGGCCUUCCUAGACCUGUAUGACAACCACAUCUCCCAGAUGUCUGGCAUCUCAGCCCUGGCCUCUCUCAGAGUGCUUAUGCUGGGCAAGAACAGAAUCCAGAGGAUAUGCAGUCUGGAUAACCUGACUAAACUAGAUGUUCUGGACUUGCAUGGCAAUCAGAUCUCCCAGAUAGGGAACCUCUCCCACCUGUCUGAGCUGCGCGUGUUGAACCUGGCUGGGAACUGCAUCUCCAGGGUGGACAACCUGCAGGGCCUGGACUCACUGACCGAGAUCAACCUGAGACACAACUGCAUCUCCACUGUGACAGAGGUGGACCAGCUGCCCUGCCUCCAGCGCCUCUUUCUCAGCUGCAACAGCAUCACCAGUUUUGAUGAGCUAGCCUGCCUGGGAGAGUCGUGCUCCCUUUCUGAGCUCACCCUGGAUGGGAACCCAGUAGCCCUGGAGACAUGGUACAAGCAGGCCGCCCUGCGCUGUGUGCUUCAACUCAGACAGCUGGACAUGAAACGUGUCACGGAGGAGGAGAGACGUAUGGCCUGCGUCACGGCCCGGAAGGAGGAUGAGAAGAAGAGGGAGAGUCACAAGCAGGCCAUGCACAAGAGUCCUGCUCAUGUUGCGCCUCAGCAGUUCUACACUCAACUUGGACUCAAGUCUCAGGACUCCUCAGUGACAAGCAAGGAGAAGCGGCGUCUGGCCAUCCGUAAUGCAGCACUGCAGUGGGAGGGGGUCAGAGCCUGCCUGGAGCUCCCGGCUCAGAACGGAGCCAAGGAGGAAGUCAGCCCUGAAGCAAGCCCCGCCCACAGUCCCGCCCAGACCAAUGGCCUUGCACUGGAACCUUCUCCGGAUGAGCAGCUCAGACGGGUGAGUCCGGUGUCGGCUCCGGACAGGCCAACAGGGGGCAGUGAGACCCGGAUACGCUCCACCAGUCGCCCCAACAGUCCUCGAGACCCCAAGCUCCUUGAGGCAGGGGGUGCCAGCCUGCAGAGCCUCUCCCUGUCAGACAGCCACCUGGCGGAGCUGGAUGGGGAAACCCUGCGCCUGUUUGGCCUCGGGGCCCUGGAGGCCCUGGAGAGAGGCUGGGGGGUCCAGACUGCAGGGGCCGUCACUGUCAUAGCCUUCCGCUACAUCCACUUUGAUGCGAUCGUGCCAACACUGCCACGCAUAAGGGUCAAGUUCCCCAACCUAUCUCACCUGAUUUUCCUGGAGACCAACGUCAGCCGUCUUCCCCAGCUGGCUGCUCUGGCCCAGGUGAGACGUCUGGACCAGCUGACCAUCCACCCAGAGGGGAACCCUGUAGUCAGCCUUUCCCUGUGGAGAUCCUUCCUCAUCUACCGCCUGCACCACUUCAACCUGCACAAGAUCAACAACCUGGAGGUGACCAUCAAUGACGUGAUCUCUGCAGAGCGUCUGUUUGGGACGCUGGGUCAUAUCGCUGCCACCGAGACGCCACGCUGCCGCCUGCUAGUACUGCUGGAGGAGUCCAGGAAGCGUCAGCUGCAGUUUCUGUUGGAUGGGCGUGGGCGCCGUGCAGGCUUGAGCCCAGAGGAGCUGCGUGACAACGGCAAGCUGCUGGGAGAGGGCCUGAGCAGAGCCCUGUUCAACUACCCCAGUAGAGACUGCUGCAGUGUGGGAGCGGAGAGCCCAGAGGAGGGUGCUAUGGAGUCGUCAUCAGAGCGCGGAGCCAUGAUGGAGCAGUACAUACAGGAUCAGGUCCAGAGGGCAUCUGACACCAACCUGAAGGGGGAGUCCCUCCACAAGCUGUGGCCCUCCAUGUUCAUGGAGAUGGUGAGAGACUAUGUGCUGGAGAUGAGGGACCGAUCGACCUUCCGUCAAGCCUGCCUCAACAGGCUCUCCACACAGGGAAAGUGAGAGGGUGAGGGGUAGAGACCUGGUAAAACUCCAUAAGACCUACAGUACAGCAAACGGGACACAUACUGGAAACAGGUACAGCAUACUGGACACAUAAUAGAAACAGGUACAGCAUACUGGACACAUACUAGAAACAGGUACAGCAUACUGGACACAUACUAGAAACAGGUACAGCAUACUGGAAACAGGUACAACAUACUGGACACAUACUAGAAACAGGUACAGCAUACUGGACACAUACUAGAAACAGGUACAGCAUACUGGACACAUACUAGAAACAGGUACAGCAUACUGGACACAUACUAGAAACAGGUACAGCAUACUGGACACAUACUAGAAACAGGUACAGCAUACUGGACACAUACUAGAAACAGGUACAGCAUACUGGACACAUACUGGAAACAGGUACAGCAUACUGGACACAUACUAGAAACAGGUACAGCAUACUGGACACAUACUGGAAACAGGUACAACAUACUGGACACAUACUAGAAACAGGUACAGCAUACUGGACCUACUGGAAACAGGUACAGCAUACCGGACCACUUCUUCUACUACAGCAUAUUGGACACUCUCAUGCUGUUCUGUCUCACCAUGUUAACCCGGCCUCAUCAUCACAUGGUGUCAGUCAGUCAAGUUUUGGGGAAUUUUGGGGUUUGAUUUUUUUUCAUAACUGGAUAAAUGUAUUCUGAUCGAAGAUGGAUGUGGAUUUUUCUUUUAAAGGCAACUUUGGGGCGGUUCUCACCAGCCGGGCCUCAUAAGCUUGAAUGCACAUUAUCAUGGAAAAGACAAUAUUGAUGUUUGUUCUAUACUCUGUUCUUCCUAUUCAACUUGAUUCCAGGAUGCACGGAGCUAUAGAGCUAUAUACUUGAGAAAGUCAUUGUGAGCGUGCAUUGUCAUCUCUAAAGAGGAACACUCUUUGCACUUUAAAGCCUUCAUAAAGACCCUGUUCAUGAUCUCCAGCUGAAGAUUACAAUGAGUGUGUCUCAUUGAGCCUAGAAUGAUUGUGUCAUGAUAAUCCUCUUCUUAAUGUUUACUCUCUCUCUCUAUGCCUGGCGUGAUGACAAGGGCACAAAAUACAAGUUUUCUUUUCGGACCACUAAUUUUCUGUAUUGUACUUAGUAAUAAAAUAUUCCCUAACA
Molecule: messenger RNA, 4275 nt
Organism: Salmo salar (Atlantic salmon)
Lineage: Eukaryota; Metazoa; Chordata; Actinopteri; Salmoniformes; Salmonidae
Product: leucine-rich repeat-containing protein 49
Molecular function (GO): protein binding
Source: RefSeq, a predicted model, not a curated record